Messenger RNA from Suillus bovinus, 327 nucleotides. RefSeq lists its product as uncharacterized. Gene Ontology annotation, molecular function: protein serine/threonine kinase activity; ATP binding. The coding region runs from base 1 to 327 and encodes 108 amino acids. Gene Ontology annotation, biological process: protein phosphorylation. The record is from RefSeq and is a predicted model, not a curated record. The transcript is spliced from 3 exons. NCBI's taxonomy places the organism in Eukaryota, Fungi, Basidiomycota, Agaricomycetes, Boletales, Suillaceae.
AUGGCUAUGACUUGGUGGAGUUUUUUGUUUUCACAACAUGUGCAAUAUGUUAAGACCGGGAAAUUAGCAUUCAUAUCCAAUUAUCAAGGGAGCACGGCACUGUUAACAAACCCUCAGAUCCUGACCCACCCGUCUGUUAGUGAUGGGAGUGAUAUUUUUGGUGAUGGGAAUAUCGAGGCGGUUGUCAGCGAGUUUGAAAGUAAGCACAUCUGCAAUUUUUACUGUGAAUGGGUGGGGUUUGGGCUCGAACCAUUUGGGAAGAAAGAUGAAAGCCUUGAUGAAGCAGAGAGCACAUUGAAUGAGGUAGAGAGCAUGAACAUAACUUAG